Strongylocentrotus purpuratus (purple sea urchin) is the source of this 2448-nucleotide messenger RNA. RefSeq lists its product as uncharacterized. The record is from RefSeq and is a predicted model, not a curated record. The transcript is spliced from 3 exons. The coding region runs from base 82 to 462 and encodes 126 amino acids. NCBI's taxonomy places the organism in Eukaryota, Metazoa, Echinodermata, Echinoidea, Camarodonta, Strongylocentrotidae.
GUCAUAAGCCUGUUCAACUCAUCAACCGAAUGACACAGUGGAGCUGACUAUCUUCUUCUGAAACCGAUAAAACGAACCAAAAUGGCCAAGUUUCUGUGCAUCGUUACUUUCCUUUCUGCAUGCGUUCUAGCAUCUGCAUUGGACUGCUACGAGUGCAACGACUGCAGUUCUUUCUUUACCUACUCAUCUCGGAGCGAAACAUGUCCGGAACCUUUUUUAUCCUUCGGGGCUUUGACCGAACCCCGAUGCAUGAAACAGAUCGAGAGUGAUGGAACGAUCGUCCGCAGUUGCUCCGACCGAACCACCUGUACUACCCAAGAGCUAAUCAAUAAGUGCAGUGGAGACGAAGUCGGCUGUAGGAUAUGUUGUGACGGAAACAAUUGUAACUCCGCCUCUUUCCUCACUGUCUCCAUGGCAACGCUGAUCCUGUCGACUGCCUUUGCCUUAGUGCGCAUGUUCUGAUGAUGAUGAUGCAGGGCGCCCUCUUCUUCUUAUCCACAUCUAGUUUCACUAGCCAAACAUACACAGAGAAAUCCUUAGGAAUCAUCAUGCUUGAUACUUCAUUUGAAGAUUUCGUAAUGCACAUUGUAAUUGUAACCAGGUUUCAAUCGGAUUCAAUACUCUCUUGAGGAAAAAAAUGAGCUAGGGUAGAAAAAUGAGGAGUUGUAAUUCUCAAAAGGGAGAUAGAAUGAGAGAGUUAGAGUUAGAGAGAGAGAGAGAGAGAGAGGGAGAGCACGAGAUGAGGUGUAGAUGACAGGUUGCCUGUAGGCAAGGGCGGGGUUAGGAGAACAGGAUUUGUUCUCAACACUUUUGUUGAAUAUUCAAUCAUGUUUGAUAAUCGUCUUUUAUAUUUUUGGAUGAUUUCUGAGGCUUCCAAACUAUCUUUGAAAUACUGUAAGAAUUUUGUUUAGAACUGAUUUCGAUGUAAAUAUAUACAUAUUGUGGUGAUUUUUUUAAAAUCCAUAACGGUGUAGAUUUCACAUGUUUAAAGUGGUAUGUGCACCGAAAAAAAAUGUAUACAAACUACACGUGUGUAGAAUAUUAUCAUCUUUAUGUUCUUUCAAAAUCUACAAGAAACGUAUAUAACUGACGGCGAUUAGAAAAUGUUUAAUUGUAUUUGACAAUGAUUAGUAUAAUAUGUGCAAGAUACAAUUUUUUUUCUCAUGACGCUAAAGGGUACCAGUAACACGUUCUGCAUUUUGCGCAUGACGCGUCAUUUUGAAUACGCUAUUACUUGCGCUAAUUAAUUCAACGCAAAGGUUUAGCCAUGAUCCCAUUGGGUAUGGUGUCUCUCUCACGUGGCGCGCUAAAGACUGCGUCAGUCACUGACGCAUUUGUACGUCAGGCAAAUGACGCGUCGUGUGCAAAAAAGACGUUGGGAAGAUAUCAAGCUGUUUUUGAUUGCUAGCUUAUAGAAAUUAUUGUAAAUGAAUCUUUAGGGGAGGUAGUGCCAAUGCAUGCGCUACUGAAAAUAUUGCCAUCGUUCGUAGUAUUUUGACCAGCCUGGUGAUGAUGUCAUGUUGGAAUUUCACUCACACGCUGCGUCAAAAACAUUGUGAGUCACUGACGGAGCCAUGCGUCAGCAAAUUGACGCUCCGUAUGCAAAUGGACAUAGAGAAUGAAUGUUGCAGAAAGGUAUCCUAGACGCAAUCAUUGAUGACGCUAGGAAAGUGUAAAACGGUGGAAAACCGAGGGCGGGUCACAUUAUAAAUAAAAUCAAGAUUAAACCAAUAAACUUUAACCGGGGGGGGGGGGGGGGGGAAUGGGGAGGUAGAUGAAAAUAAAGAAGAACGAAGAUAUAAAAAAACGGGCCUAAUACUUGCUGGAUGAUCACCCCAUCUGUAAAAAUCCUUUAGAAAGGUUCAGUUACUGACAUGUAUAUGUAUUUCAAUACAAGUACGUAUUAAUCACCAAUCUAGUUCUGCAGAAGAAAAACUAAUCUUUUGUACAUUGUUCUAUGAACCCUACCCUAUCGCAGUUUGUCUUUUCAUAAAAUGUAUGUACUUCUCGGGUUUUCUAUUUGCUUUUUAGUAGUACUAGCUCGCUGUUUCGCUGCUUGAUUUAAUUUUAUCUGAUUGUCGAUUUGCUUUACAAGAAAGGUGCAACAAGAUGCGUGCCAUGUCAGGAUAGACCUUAGGCAAGGCCCUAGUCUAGGUUUCGGUAUAAUUAUAUUUCAAGAGUCGGAAUGCGAAUUGCAUACAUUAAUUGUUGCUAGGUAGGACAAACAUUAUGGCUUGACCUUCCUGACAAUACGUAAUGCAUACAAUUCGCUUUCUGACAAUUGAAAUACAAUUAUUCGUAACAGGUGAUGAAAUAAUUUGUAACGAGGCACUUAAUAAAGAUUUAUGCUUUCAUUUUGAUUACAUUACGAUAAUGGCCUAUUGAAAUUGUAACGAUUGGUAUACAGUUGUACACUUGAAGGCUGAAAUAUAAAUCUCUUUUACAAUA